AUGGUCAAGAAGCCCAAAAAGAAGCAGGAGACUCCAGAGACCGGUGAGGAAGUCCUGGUUUCGGCACCGCAGAAGCCAGAUGUCAAGAGCAAGAAGAGGAAAAGACAGGAAAGCAAGAGCGAACCCGUCGAGAUCGAAGCUGUCGAGAAGCCAGCUGAGAAAGACGCUGAUGCUGCUGAGCGUCUCCGGCGGGCCUUGCAGAGGGACAUUCAACAGCUCGUCCUCAGGCUUCGCAGUGAAGGCAAGUCAAAGGCUGAAAUAAAAAGCGCAACCCAUGAGCUGAAGGCACAACACGGAGCUGUCAGCAAGUCGAAAAGCUUGAAGAGCAGCAAAAAGCAGAAAUGGGAAGCCAAUGCUGCAGAAAGACGGAAGACGCACCUGCAGCGACAACAUGAUUUAGUUGUGAUCCCAGUGGUGUGGCGUGGGCGGCACGACAAAUUGGACGUUCUCCAAGCUGCGGAGAAUGUCAAAGCCUGCCUCGCGCAGCAGGGCUUGGACGUUUGGCUGGAUAGCAGGCGUCAUCUGACCCCUGGUCAAAAGUUUUCACACUGGGAGCAUCGUGGCGUGAUGCUACGCGUGGAGAUUGGACCACAGGAUCUGCAGGCACAGGUAUGCCAAGUUUGCAAAGCAAAAACUGCUGGCGACUACCAGUCUGUUGAAAGGAAGCAGGUGCCUCUACCACCUGCUGGCGCACGAUCUUUGCUGCUACGGCUGAAAGAGUGGGGUUUGUCGCAGCUCGAUGUUGAAAGACGUGAUGGUGACUCCGAAGACGAAGCUCCAGAGGUGCGCGGCAGACACCAAAAGCCCAAGGCCUCACCGGAGGAAGAAGAUGAAGUGCAAGGCUCAUGCCACUUGGCUGCCGCUCAGCAGGGAGGAGGCUGGUGGCUGCGUGACCACAACCCCGCCAGCCUCAGGGACGCAGGACUUGGAGAUCGCGAUGACUCCCGAUCGUCGCAAAUUCGAGCCUUCGAGCAUGGAUUGAGCAGCGAAGGCUGGUCGACUUGGCUAGAAUGGCCCGAUCCCUCCUCAUCGCCCGACCGUGCUUGGUCCUGGGACAUCGGGCUCUGCAUGGUGUUCGACGGUGAGCUUCAUUGGCUGGAUGCUGUUUGGCAACGCGCGAGCUGGAUGCCGAAAAGCCGGCGCCACGACCAACGAUGCUGUGCCGGAAAGGCAUCUUGCAAUAUGAUACAGGACUGGUGGUCGGCGGCGGAGGGCACAACCGGCUCGUGUUGGCGUGCACGCUCAGCAGUCUGCUCAAGAGGAACUGGGGAAAUUGCGAAGCCGUGCGAACACUACAACGCCGAAAAGCUGUUCCUGGCUGGUGUGCACCCCCGGAAGUUUGGCGCAUGUUGCUUUUCCCAUCAGAGCAUUGCCAUCGAGGCGCAUCUUUGUCGUCGCAAUGUCAUGCCCAAGUUGAGCCUCGGCUUUUGCACACACUGGUGCAAACACGGGCAUCACAACGCGUGCCUGCUCUGUGGAACAUUUCAUGCCCGGUUGAAUUGGACAAGCGCAAUAACAAGCCUGGCUGCAGUGGGAAGAGGCCCAUUCACCUGUUAUGUCCUGUCGGAAAGGCUUACUUUCAUCAGCUAUGGACGCGAACAGUGCCAAGAUAUGCACAUCAUGCUUGCAGGUUCGUUCGCCACCGGCGUCGUGAGCAAGCGAUCACACAGCAACGUUGCGUUAGUUGGCGCCUCCAGCAUGCUGGGUUGGGGCAUGAUGCAGCAGUACGCCAACAUGCCCGUCCUGACGAUGUGGCGACACUGGCAGAGGGACUUUUGCUACCAGGAAGAACGACAUGGUGAUGGAGGUGAUCCACAGUUUUUGGUGUGGCGAUUCACGCAGGGCAGGAGGCAGUCUGCGGGCAUCUACCAGAACUGGAAGGCUUGGGGCCACCGAGAGGCUGGCCCGCUGAGGAUGACUCAGGAUGACCGCAAACGAGGAGUACUGUACCGUGAGUCCAACGAGGCUGACUACGCCAUGAUCCUGACGGACACGGACCUGAAGUUUGAGGCCGAGAACAGCCCCGAGGCCAACGUAACGCUCCAGCUCUGCAAGUCGAAAAUGGACCAUGAGGCCUCUGGCGGCAGUUAG
This is a messenger RNA of Symbiodinium necroappetens, 2091 nucleotides long. Lineage: Eukaryota; Dinophyceae; Suessiales; Symbiodiniaceae. The record is from the annotation of a GenBank genome assembly.